Botrytis sinoallii is the source of this 456-nucleotide messenger RNA. RefSeq lists its product as uncharacterized. The record is from RefSeq and is a predicted model, not a curated record. The transcript has 3 exons. Bases 1 to 456 code for a protein of 151 amino acids. NCBI's taxonomy places the organism in Eukaryota, Fungi, Ascomycota, Leotiomycetes, Helotiales, Sclerotiniaceae.
AUGAUGAACAGUAUUGUCCUUCAUAGCAGUGCCUCGUCCUUGAGACGGGGGCCUACAGAAUACAAAGCUGAAAUUAUCCAUUUCUAUACCUUGACUUAUCAAGACCUCCGCCAGAAAGACACGUCAAGACUAUCAAUUGAUCAAUUGGAAAGCAAUCUUGUUCCGGGAGAAGCAACUGCCGACGAAGAAGUACCGAGUAAUGGUUCAACAGUUACAGCGAAAGCCCAGAUACAAAAAUGCGCGACAGCAGAACCAUCCAUUGUUGAAAGCGCACCUACCGAAAUCAUCAACAAGAUAUUGAACAAUCUCCUCCAAGAAGACUUUCCUGAUAUCUGCUCAGCUCUUUGUUUCGGCCUGACUUCCCACAGAAAUUGGACAAUACUUCGUAACCUGGACCAUACAAGCUACCUCAAAGAACAUAUGGACCAUAUUCCAAGUAUUAUCGAUUUCAAAUAA